Messenger RNA from Lineus longissimus, 2690 nucleotides. RefSeq lists its product as uncharacterized. The record is from RefSeq and is a predicted model, not a curated record. Lineage: Eukaryota; Metazoa; Nemertea; Pilidiophora; Heteronemertea; Lineidae. The coding region runs from base 143 to 2014 and encodes 623 amino acids. The transcript has 17 exons.
ACAUUUACAGAACUUCUCUGAGACUGGGCGAGACGAGGUCGCCUUUUAAAACUUUGUCCGCAACUCAAAACUUGAGGUAGGAGUUUCGCACUGAAACCAUCGAAACGUGCUUUCCUCUUGCCGUUUCAGAUAAAUCUUCAUCAUGUGGCAGGGCCUGCUUGUCGUGUGCCUCAGUUGUGUAUUCCAUGGCGUGACAUCUGACAUCAGAAUUGACGCAUCAUCGGAGCUCCAGAGGAUAAUCCACCAGUUCUGGGAGUGGCGGUUGAUGGAGAGUCCAGAAUUUGGCACAAAGUAUGGCCUCUAUAAAUACGAGGACAGGGUGGAGGAAUACACGUUUGCGGCUUUUGAUAGGAGGAAGGCAAAGGCAGACCAACUCUACCAAAGCCUGAAUAAUGUAUAUGACUUUCAACUGAAAGGCCAAGACAAGAUCAGUUAUGCUGUACUCAAGAGCUUACUUGAAGCUUUUCGGAUGGGUUAUAAGUUCAGGUACUACGGACCGAUGAACCCGUCGAAUAGCAUGGGCAACCCCGUAUCGGAGUGGAAGAAGUACAUAUCAUGGAUGAGGAAGAAGACAUACAAGGACUUUGAGAACAUAAUAUCUCGAAUGGAGAAGAUCCCGAAACAGAUGAACCAGUUUAUUGUUUUCCUUCAAAAGGCUAUUGAUAUGAAGACCACGAACCACGCGAAAGCUAUGACUGGCGUUGUCGAAAGCAUGGAUGCUUUUCUCGCAACACAACUCAACGACACCUUCUUCUUUGCGCCGUUUAUAGAUAUGCCAACCACCAUCAGUUCAUUCAAUAAGACCAAGUUAAGGAACAAAGCUCAAAGAAUAAUCAAGGACCAAGUUUUCCCCGCCUUCAAUAAACUCCGGGACUUUACAGCCAAUACGUAUAUGAAGCACCUCCGCCCUCACAUCGCAGCGGUCUCUAUGCCCAAUGGAACGAAGUACUAUGAGGCCUGUCUCAAAUGGCAUCUCUCGCUUGACAUGUCGCCAGAGGAGAUUCACAAGAAAGGACUCAAGGAAGUCGGUAGCAUUGAAGUCAAGAUGAUUAAGAUCAUGAGAGAAAACAAGUUUUAUGGAACCAUAAAGGAAUACGUUGCAAAACUGAACGCUGAUCCUGCAAACCACUAUACCACAGAGGAGGCCAUGUUGCAAGGAUUCCGAGAUCUCAUCCACAACAAAAUCAGGAGUAAACUUGGCAUUGUCUUACCCAUUGAGGCUGUACCGGAACUAAAGCUUGAGGUUAGGAAAUCCGAGAAUACAGGUGGAGCCACUGGUAGAUACACUGAGCCCCCAGUGGAUGGAAGCAGGCCUGGCAUCUUCUGGGCAAACGUCUACCAACCACAGACAAGGGCGAAAUAUAACAUGAUGGCAUUGGCGCUCCACGAGGCUGAGCCAGGACACCACACCCAGGCUUCUUAUAACUAUGGCAACAAUCUCCCGCUGUUCAGACGUCUGAUCGAAUACAGGAAAUACUACGCUGUCCCUUACAACUGGCCCUUCUUCACUGCUUAUAUUGAGGGCUGGGCUCUAUAUGCUGAAUCUCUUGGCGAAGAAAUGGGUGUAUAUCAGGGAAAUGAUUAUUUUGGUAGAUACACUUCAGAAAUCCACAGAGCAGCACGUUUGGUUGUCGACACUGGCUUGCACUACUACAACUGGACGUAUGAAAGAGCUGAAGACUAUUUCUCCAACUACACAGCCUUGUCACCUCAACAAAUAAAGAAUGAACUCAACAGAUACAUUAGCUUGCCAGGACAGGCCGUCUCCUACAAGAUAGGUGAAAUGAAAAUCAAAGCAUUGCGCAAACUUGCUCAGCAAAGACUUGGUAAGCAGUUUGAUCUUCGUUCGUUCAACAACGAGACACUUUUUAUGGGACCCGUUCCAAUGAAUACGAUGGAGGAGCAAAUCAGACUGUGGAUUAAUCGACAAAUACGGACAGCGGGGGCGCCACGGGUCUCAUUCUGUUUCUUAACUACCUUGGUGAUGCUUCUCGGCAUUUUCUUCGCAAAUUAGGUAAACCGACGACAAAGAGAAACCUAUUUCUCAUACGCUCAUGGGACAUCCUGAAACAUCUUGACCACCAAGGUUUUUGUGUCUUAUCAAGAUACCCAAGUUAGGAAUAUAAGACCAUGAGGUUCAGGAUGAUCCUGAAGUAGAUACGUGUAGAUAAGUGUCUUUUGUGUAAAUACUAAAGUAGUACUUUUAUCUUCGUAGUUGUCAGAGGGACACGAAUGACCUCUUUCUAUUCUACUCAUGUCGUUACUGAUUUACAUGUAUAUCUUGAUAUUAGUGAAAUAAUAAACACUAUAACUUUAGUACCCCCACGUAUAUGGCACGGCUUAACCCGCCGGCCAUGAGGGAAUUCCUUUAUGGCGACCUUCCCACGCGAUGCGAGCUCUGGAUUUGUAGUUCGGUACUGAGACGCAUGAAGCGCUAAGUAGGAUCGGACGAUCCAUCUUUGUCCGAAGGGGGGAAUGAUGUAUAGUACCCCCAGGUAUAUGGCACGGCUUAACCCGCCGGCCAUGAGGGAAUUUCUUCAUGGCCCAGUGGUUGGCGCGUUGGCCCCAGCGGAAUGGAAGUUGAGCAACGUUGAGCGCGGUCAACCUUUGGAUCGGUGACCGGCGCGUACAAUACAAUAACAACAUGUAUAUUUUGAUAUUAAUGAAAUAAUAAACACUAUAACAAAUGA